AUGGCGUUGGCCGGAAUAAACGAAGAGAACGUUCUGCAGGAGAACACGACCAUCCGGUCAAUUGACGCCACUUAUGCGGUGCACAAAAUUAUCGGCACCGGUCGUUUCUCGUGCGUCUACAACGCGACGGAGGUGGGCACGGGCAACCCAGUGGUGAUCAAGGCGUCGAACGAUUCGGACUCGAGCAGACGGCUGGACCGGAAACUGUACCUCAAGGAACUGGACUUUUUGAACAAGCUCAAUUCCAGUCAGUUGCGGGCCCGGUACGUUCAGUUGAGGGACACCGUCAUGCUCAAAUCGGGAAUGCUAUGUUUCGUCAUGGAGAGACUUAGCACCACCCUGCAGGCCGUGCUGCGGAACAUCGGCCCUCUGCCAAUGUGCAUGUGUCGGCCGAUCGUCAGACAGAUCGCACAAGGCUUGGCGGGUCUGAAGGUUUUCGGGAUAGUGCACGCCGACCUCAAGCCCGACAACAUAAUGUUCACAUCCGGGUCAGGGACCGAUCUGCAGGUGAAGAUCAUCGAUUUUGGUUGGGCGUUCGACAUGAAGAACGUGCACACCAUGUACCAAAAGCAGAUCCAGGCGAUCCCAUACAGAGCGCCCGAGGUGUGCUUCCAAGGCAGCCUGGACCACGGUCUGGACAUGUGGGCCCUGGGAUGCAUCAUGCCGGAAAUCGUUACCGGCAUCAAGCUGUUCGACGUGGACGAGGAGCAACUGUUGAUAAAAAUGAUUAUACGCACCCGACCAGUGCCCGAGUACUUGAUAUCGGAUUACCCAACAAAUGUAUACGACACUAAACUUCCCGUCGGUUGGAUUCAAUUUCAGAAUUUGCACCAUGACGUGAUCGAGCAAAACGACCAGCAAUGCUGUGAGGACAUUAAGUGGUUCAUGGACUUGGUAUAUCAAAUGUUAGUUGUAAUGCCGGAUACGCGUAUAACAGCGGUCGAAGCACUCGCGCAUCCAUUCCUGACGAUCAUGCAUUUCAUAAAGUACCCGAGUACAGCGAUGACCAAGAAUAACACGAAGUUAAUGGAAUCAUGUAAGCUCGACAUUUGA
This is a messenger RNA of Macrosiphum euphorbiae (potato aphid), 1053 nucleotides long. Lineage: Eukaryota; Metazoa; Arthropoda; Insecta; Hemiptera; Aphididae. The record is from the annotation of a GenBank genome assembly.